AUUUACGAAUGCAAAUAGAAGACUCCUAUAAAGAAGCUAGAUAAAUUUUAACCUAAAACUUAGAAAAGGGAAGAGGAAAAUUAAGUGCCGAAGAAAAAUUAAAAUGUGAUAUUGCUUAGGCUUUAAUAUAUGAACAUGAUCAAAAAAGAUUAUAGGCUGCUUCUAUCUAUUAUAAUCUAAGUUAAAAGAACCCAGAUUAUUUAAAAAAAGCAAUCAUUAAUGGAUUAGCUGCUCCUGCUUCUGCAAAAAGACAAGCACUUCUCUUAACCAUUUAUAGGGAUAGUCGAAGUUAAAAAUCAAAAUGGCUUCCAUUUUUAAAAUCAAAGUAUGUCAAUGUAAUUUAAUUUAUGAUAGUGUUCAACAAGAUUUAUUAAAGUGGUCUGAUAUUGAAGAGUUUGCUAGAGAAACUUAAACUGAUCCCAAAUUAUUUUGUGAACAUAUUAUUACUGCUAUCAGUAGAUUCUAUAACAAUAUAUCCAUUAAUAAAUUGGCUCAAUAUUGUAAACUUAUGGAAGAUAAAGCCUAUUAACUUUUAGAGAACAUGAUUAUUACUGAAAGAUUACCAGCAUAUAUUGAUCAAUAAUAGGGAUAUAUCUAUUUUUAACAUAAAGAAUAAUCUACAAUAGAAGAAUUCUGUACAAAUUUAUACAGUUUAUUUUAAUGAAUAAUUAUCUACAC
This is a messenger RNA of Paramecium sonneborni, 678 nucleotides long. NCBI's taxonomy places the organism in Eukaryota, Ciliophora, Oligohymenophorea, Peniculida, Parameciidae. The record is from the annotation of a GenBank genome assembly.